UUUAAUAAGAGGAACUUUUAGAACGAGCUGAUUUUUGUGGCUGUGGUUUGAGUUGCAAAAGGACAGUGUCAACUUACACAAGGUGUGACCACAAAAGCCUGGCAUCGUUUAAAAUGAAGCUGGUGUGGAUGAUCACUUGAUCCUGCUUCGACGUAACUGUGUUGCUGAUUCCACCAUCGCUUCUGUUUGCUUCCUGCAUGAAUGCCUAAGGAAACAGACAAAGCAACUAGCCAGUUACUACUUGAAACGGAUUGGGAAUCCAUCUUGCAGAUCUGUGACCUGAUUCGACAGGGAGAUGCCCAGGCUAAAUACGCAAUUGGUGCCAUCAAGAAGAAGCUGAAUGAUAAAAAUCCCCAUGUGGUUCUUUACACUCUAGAGGUUUUGGAAUCUGUGGUAAAGAACUGUGGCCAGACUGUUCACGAUGAGGUUGCUAAUAAACAAACGAUGGAGGAGCUCAAAGAGUUGUUUAAGAAACAGGUAGAGUCGAAUGUCCGGACCAAGAUCUUGCAGCUGAUCCAGGCUUGGGCCCAGGCCUUCCGCAAUGAACCCAAGUACAAAGUGGUACAGGACACCUAUCAAAUCAUGAAGGUUGAAGGGAAUGUCUUCCCAGAGUUCAAAGAGAGCGAUGCUAUGUUCCUUUCUGAAAGGGCUCCUGAUUGGGUAGAUGCUGAAGAAUGUCAUCGGUGUAGGGUGCAGUUUGGUGUGGUAACCAGGAAACAUCAUUGCAGAGCAUGUGGCCAGAUCUUCUGUGGAAAGUGUUCUUCUAAGUCCUCCACCAUCCCCAAAUUUGGGAUUGAGAAGGAAGUCCGAGUUUGUGAGCCAUGCUUUGAGCAGCUGAACAAAAAGGAAGACCUUGACACCAGUAACAUGAAAUCUGAGGUCAAGUCCACAGCUUCAGCACCAGUUGACCUUCCCCCUGAAUACCUGACUAGCCCUCUAUCCCAGCAAUCACAAUUGCCUCCUAAACGUGACGAAGCUGCCUUACAGGAGGAGGAGGAACUUCAGCUAGCUAUAGCCUUAUCACAGUCUGAGGCAGAGGAGAAGGAGAGAAUGAGACAGAAGAACACUUACUCCAUGUACCCAAAGACUGACCCAACACCAGUCACCUCUUCAGCCCCACCAGUCAGCAGUCUGUAUUCAUCUCCAGUGAAUUCUUCUGCCCCAACAGCUGAAGAGCUUGAUCCUGAGUUGGCUCGAUACCUGAAUCGCAACUACUGGGAGAAGAAGCAGGAAGAGGUUAGAAAGAGCCCCACUCCUUCUGCCCCAGUCUCUGUGGUGGAGUCUGUAACUCAGCCGAUUGAAACUCAGGCCCCUCCUGUUGCAGUGGUGGAGGUUCAGCAGCAAUAUCAGAAUGGAGAGUCUGAGGAGAACCACGACCAGUUUCUAAAGGCAUUGCAGAACUCUGUUGUGACGUUUGUGAACAGGAUGAAGAGUAAUCACAUGCGUGGUCGUAGCAUCACCAAUGACACUGCAGUGUUGUCCUUGUUCCAGUCCAUCAACAAUAUGCACCCUCAGCUCCUGGACCUGCUGAAUCAGCUGGAUGAGAAGCGCUUAUAUUAUGAAGGCCUACAAGACAAGCUGGCCCAAAUCCGGGAUGCACGUGGGGCGCUGAAUGCUUUACGUGAAGAACAUUGCGAGAAGCUACGGCGUGCUGCUGAGGAGGCCGAGCGCCAGCGGCAGAUCCAGUUAGCGCAGAAACUAGAGAUUAUGAGGCAAAAGAAGCAGGAGUAUCUGGAAAUGCAGCGACAGUUGGCCAUUCAAAGGCUGCAGGAACAGGAGAAGGAGCGGCAAAUGCGCCUGGAGCAGCAGAAGCAAACCAUUCAGAUGCGAGCGCAGAUGCCGGCUUUCCCGCUGCCCUAUGCACAGCUCCAGUCCAUGCCUCCUGCAAGUGGUGUGAUGUAUCAGCCAACAGGUCCAACCAGUUUCCCUGGCACUUUCAGCCCAGCAGGCUCAGUGGAAGGAUCUCCUAUGCAUUCUGUCUACAUGAAUCAGACAGGACAGCCAGGCACUGGACCAUAUUCCUCAAUGUCAGUCUCUGGGGCAGAUCCCAGUAUGGUGAAUCCUUACAUGUACCAGGCAGCAGCCCCAACCAGCCAGACCACUCAGCAAGGCCAGGGAGUGUCCACAACCAAUACCGGAUAUUCAAACUACCAACCAACCCCUACGCAGAACUAUCAGAAUGUGGUUUCCCAGGCACAGAGCGGAACAAUUCCCCAAGCUCCGCAGUCAGGAGGAUUGGGAUACAUGGGAUCCCAGUCUGUCCCAAUGGGUUACCAGACAUAUAACAUGCAGAACAUGAUGUCAACACACCCAGCUCAGGAUCCUGCCAUGAGCAACUUACCUCCACAGCAGUCUUACCUUCCAGCACAACAGCCCAUGUAUCAGCAGAUGGCACCCCCUGGAGGAGCAGCACCACAGCAGCAGCAGCAGCAGCAGGUCGGCUCAGAGGCACAGCUCAUCUCGUUUGACUAACGUCUCUCUGGGGCAGGUGGGGGGGUGACGGUCACCCUCGUACUGGGAGGUGCACGUUGCCAGUCAAUCUUUGGAGGGGAGUGAAAAAAGAAAUUGAGAGUGUAUGCUACUACUGGCUGGACUAACACUUCAAACACAUACUGGCUUUCUUCCAGUUCUGAUCUUUGUGAAAAUCUCACGUGGACUUGCCUACUGACCAGAAAUCUCUAAUUCCACUCUGUGCUGCCUUGCUACAAAUGGUUGUGUUUGAGAGGCUGAAGAAAAGAACACUACUGAUAAUCAUUUAAGAUAGUAGAUUUGAUUUGGAUGUCUGUGGUUACAGUGCCGUGUCUGGGGUUGAUGCUGACUGCGGUUUUGAACCAUGGGGAGUUUUGUGAGAGUACAGGCAGGUGUUUCCUGGGAUUGCUUUUUUAAAAAUUUUCUCCACCCCUCACAUUUUAAAUCAAAAGUGAUGCUGCACUCUUGUUUUAAUCUUGAGCCUUGGACCAUGUGAACUGUUAGAUAUAUAACAUAAACAAUGAAGGUUUUUGGAUGUUUCCAUCAUAUUUAAUUUUCUUUGCUCUUUGGAGCCAUAUUGUUCAUCGACUGAUGGGGUAACUUUCUGUGACUGGCUGUCAUUCCACCCCCUCCAUGCCCCUACGCGUGCUUGCUCGUGCACAAAGUCUGUCCUUCCCCUUCCUCUUGACGAUACUGAAAUGUAUUUCUGCGGGUCUCAUCAUCUAUCCCCUCACCACAAAACUCUGUCACCUCCUGCAGAUCCAGGCCCUCUUUCCCAGGAGACGUCAGAUGGAGAGUCUGUCUUUACUUUUAGAUGCACAUGAAACGAUCCCACAAAAGUCCUUCAGACAAGAGCAGGGGAGUUCUCUCCAGUGUCCUGGCUGGUAUGCAUCGUAACAACAGAUAAUCUGAUCGUUUGUCUCUCUGCUGUUUGUGGGAGCUCGCUGUUUGCACAUUGGUUGCUACCUUUCCUACACUAAUGCUGUGAUUAAACUUCAAGAAACCUUGUUUGGCUGUAAGCCGCUUUGGUGUGUUCGGAGUCCAUGAAUGGCGUUGUAUGAACGCAAGCCAUUUUUCUCCCUGGGGUGGUUUCAGUGGAAAGUAAACUUGGACAUUGGGUGCAACACUGGUUACAGCCCCCUUCCCCUCCCCUUCUCACCCAAGCUUCAGUAAGUGAUUAAACUCCAAUGUUGUGGGAGUGUGUAUAUCACUGUGGUUCUCAGUUGGCAUCUACACAAUAACUUCAUAGAUGGAGGACAGAGCAUGACUUUGCCUUUGUCCUCUCCCACUGUCCAGUCACAGGGUGCUCACAAGAUGGACCUCCCUAGCUUUACGUGUCUGAUGUCAAACUAAGCAGAAAGGGAAGUACCCGAAAACUGAAGAAUUAGCUUAUUGAUAACAAGCUUGAGUGUGCCAGGCAGGAGGGAGGGACUUGUGUGUGGCUGAGCAAAGGACCUUGAACCUCCCUCCCUGGGUAGGUGUCACCUCUGACUGAAUCGUAGAUUGUGUGUCCAGACGCGGGUACACCAGCCAUUCCAUGAAUCCACUGGUGCCUGGGAACUGGUCCCAGUAUUCCACUGCAGUCUUUUUUUUCCAAAAUGCUAUUUGCUGCGUGCUGCUGUAAACUGUUACCCAUUGUCCUGGUAAAACAAGUCACAUUCUUGUCUAGACUAGUGAGUGUUACCUGCUUCAACUAGUUCACCACUGGGCUGCUAACAGGAAUUCACUUAGAGAGCUGGUGAGAUCAUUUAUGGGUAGCCACUGCCUGUUCACAUCUCUAGGUUAUUUUCUCGAAUGGUAAUACGCUGAAUAAAACACAGGUGUACAAACAUUGGGAAGCCUCCUGGAGGCUCUGUCCAUGAAACUGCCGUCUACUAUUUGCCGGUUACCCCUUUCCCUCUGUUGAGCAAAAGGCUGAAUGCAACGAGAGAAACGUUAUAAAAUGCUGGCUUGGGAACGGUGCCUUUUGAAGGAAAAGGUUGAGCGGCUGUGACAGUUGGUACAAAUUAAGUUUUAACAAGAACAAGGGUUUUGACUGCACACUUUAAACGACACCUCAGUUGUCUUGAGUGUACAACAGAUCCAGAUUGAACUGUGCCGAUUAGGAGCCCAUUCCUCUGGUUUUUAAGUGACAGGUGGACAUUUGCAGUGUGGAGAUGGACUGCUUACUGAGCUUGUCUGCACUGGAGUCACAGGCACUGUCCUGUGGAAAGUUACUGUCCUCCAUGAACCGUUGGUGUGCUAGAAUGGAGCUCAAUAUAAUUAACCUUAACUGGUAACUAUCAUCCAUUUAGCAGAUUAUAUAUUGUGUAGUCACUCUCAGUUGUAUGUGUGUGUUCUUUGGAACAUAAACUAUUAAAUGUCUAAUUUAAAAAGGCUCAUCCUCAUAAAUGGGGCCUGCAUGUUUAAAUUUAAUUGUCUAUUCAUUUGCAGUAUAAUGUACGGGAUAAUUUGCAUUGUUGUGGUUGGUUCAAAGGGUACAGGUUUAUCCUGUCCUUAUCCUUGUGUCAGUAAGAUGCUGGACACGCAUGUUCUGUUAUACUAUAAAUGAAUGUGUCUCUAUCUUCUGUAUUUUUUCCUUAUUAAAACACUGUUCUGCUUU
Molecule: messenger RNA, 5071 nt
Organism: Stegostoma tigrinum
Lineage: Eukaryota; Metazoa; Chordata; Chondrichthyes; Orectolobiformes; Stegostomatidae
Gene: hgs
Product: hepatocyte growth factor-regulated tyrosine kinase substrate
Exons: 22
Coding region: 202-2472 (756 amino acids)
Molecular function (GO): phosphatidylinositol binding; ubiquitin binding; metal ion binding
Source: RefSeq, a predicted model, not a curated record